ACGCAUGGCAUCACCUAUUUGCCAAAUGUGGAUAAUAUUUAUGUGGUCAAGGAAGGUGAAAUUAGUGAAUCGGGUACAUUGCAAGAGUUGAUGACCAAAAAGGGUGACUUUGCCGAGUUUUUGAUCCAACAUUUGCAAGAAGUGAACGAAGACGAAGAAGAUUUGGAUUUGAUUAAAGAGCAAAUCGAAUCAACAUUGGUAACGAACCAAGACGCAGAGCUACGUGGAAAACUUGAACGAGCAAUAAGUCGAUCGCGAAGUGAAAGUCAUUCGGAAACGGCGUCAUUGAAUGGAUAUGUAUCGGCCGAAAGUAGAAUUGAAAAUGAGGAUGGCAUUCGCAGACGAUCAGUCAAACAUGGUUCGAAAAGUAGCUUAAAGGCUGAAAAGCUGGAGGCUGAUGGACAAAAGCUCAUCGAACAAGAGAAGGCCGAAGUUGGAAGUGUUAAAUGGGAUGUAUACAAGCAUUAUCUCAAGAACAUUGGUGUCUCGUUGACGAUCUUGACCGUCAUCUUGAACAUCGUUUUACAGGGAUUCAUAGUUGGAUCAAAUAUCUGGCUUGUAGCGUGGUCAAAUGAUGAAGCAGCCGCCAAUGAUACCGACAAACGAAAUCUUUAUUUGGGUGGCUAUGCUGGCUUUGGUUUGGGACAAGUUCUUCUCAGUUUUGUAACGACGUUGAUGCUAUCGCUAGGUUUUGUUCAUUCGGCAAAAGUGAUGCAGGAUAGAUUACUAAGAAAUGUGCUUCGCUGGCCGAUGGAAUUAUUUGAUACGACUCCAGUCGGUCGAGUGCUGAACCGAUUCUCAAAAGAUGUAGACUUAGUCGACAAUACAUUGCCUAUGUGCAUUCUUACAUGGAUUAGUACAUUUUUUGGGACAUUGUCUAUUUUGGUCGUAAUCAGUGUGUCAACAUACCUGUUCUUGGCUGUUAUUGUGCCAAUCGGAAUCGUUUACUACUUUGUACAACGAUUUUAUAUACCCACAUCACGUCAAUUGCAUCGCUUGGAAUCGAUAUCAAGAUCGCCAAUCUACUCUCACUUUGGGGAAAGCAUUCAAGGAGCACCGACCAUUCGUGCGUACAACGUUCAACAAAGAUUCAUCACGGACUCCGAUAAUCGAGUCGAUUUCAAUCAAAAAUGCUACACACCAUGGUUGUUCGCAGGUCGUUGGUUGGCUGUUCGUUUAGAAAUUAUUGGCAAUUUAAUCAUUUUGUUUGCCGCUCUGUUUGCUGUCUUGAGUCGCCACUCAAUCGAUUCGGGUAUGGUUGGACUUUCGGUUUCAUAUGCAUUGCAAAUCACGGAAACAUUGAACUGGCUGGUGCGUAUGACAAGUGAAGUUGAAACAAAUAUGGUCGCCGUUGAACGUAUUAAAGAAUAUGCUGAAACUAAACAAGAGGCAGCAUGGGAAAAUCCAAACGCUGUCGUACCGAAAAACUGGCCAGAAUAUGGUAAAGUACAAUUCAAAAACUUUGAUGUACGUUAUCGAGAAGGACUUGAUCUGGUGCUGCGCAAUGUUUCGUUCACGAUAAACGGAACCGAGAAAGUUGGAAUUGUUGGACGUACAG
Messenger RNA from Sitodiplosis mosellana (orange wheat blossom midge), 1558 nucleotides. Its product is annotated as ATP-binding cassette sub-family C member 2-like. The transcript has 4 exons. Gene Ontology annotation, molecular function: ATP binding; ABC-type transporter activity. The record is from RefSeq and is a predicted model, not a curated record. Gene Ontology annotation, biological process: transmembrane transport. Gene Ontology annotation, cellular component: membrane. The annotation marks the transcript as partial. Lineage: Eukaryota; Metazoa; Arthropoda; Insecta; Diptera; Cecidomyiidae.